Messenger RNA from Echinostoma caproni, 969 nucleotides. The record is from the annotation of a GenBank genome assembly. Lineage: Eukaryota; Metazoa; Platyhelminthes; Trematoda; Plagiorchiida; Echinostomatidae.
AUGGGAUCAGCCGAGGCAAACGUUCGAAUUGUGCUUGCAACCUGCGGUUUUCUUGGCACGUUGUUAAAUAUAUUUGUGUUUUAUACCUUAUUCCAAGUUAAAAUUGGAUCUCUUCUAACGAAUACGCUGCUCAAAUUCCAAUGCGUCUUUGACGCUUUUGCUUGUUUCGUCACAUUCCUGUACAAGCUUAUCGGGCCGGAAAUUGUGACUGGCGUGGAACAUGUGGACAGGUUUUUCUGUUAUCUGUGGUAUUCGGAUAACUUGAUUUGGCUCGGAAUCAGUUUGUCUGUGUGUAAUAUUGUCUGUGCGUCUCUCGAUCGCGCGGUUGCAGUGUUUCUGCCACUUGUUUACAAAAAGCGUCAAAUUUUCCUAGUCUGUUUUGCUUGUGCAUACCAAAUUCCUGCGGCCACAAUAUUAUUCAUUCCUAAUUUGUUUAGUCGAGACUAUAUCUCCGGCCGAUGCAAAUUCGGGAUCUCUGUUGAAAGUGUCGUUAUUCGCCAGUACAUAGUUGCUGAAAAAUAUACGUGGUUGAUCGUGGUUUAUGUGAUCCCGUUAGCGGUAAUCAUAUCUACACACACUGCCGUUAUCGUGUACAUGUCAAGUCACUGGAACUUGGGCAAACUGCCAGCAAAACAGGAAAUGACAAGUAAAGAGGAAGAACAAUGGAGAAUGCGUAGACACAUGCGGGAGAUUGCUUUGACAACAGUGAUGAUGGCUGGCACGUUACUUGUUUGUCACGCAUACGAUGCGAUUACCUAUGUGCUUGAUUCCGUUGGUGCAUACCAAUAUGUGAUCCUCUCACUUGCUCAACAAACUGGACUCAUUCCGAUUGUUCUUUCCAGUUGCAUUUUACCGUGCAUAACUGUGACACGAAUCAAAACGCUCCGACGUUACGUCAUUUACGAUCUGAUACCGAUUUUGUUUGCGAAAUUCGGAUUGGAAGACAAACCAAUAGAGGCACCUCAAUAA